AUGGGUUUGUUACAACCUGUACCCCCAAAUAGGCAAAACCCAGAGUCACCAUCUUACCAACCUGGUGCCCGAUGUGCCUAUCACUCUGGAGUGGAAGGGCAUGACACUGAGAGCUGUUGGACUUUGAAAAGGGUUGUUGAAAACCUCAUAGAACAAAAGCGGAUAGUGUUAAAGGACGAAGACAUUCCUAAUGUGACCAACAACCCGUUACCGGCUCACAACAAUGGAUCGAUUAUUGGGAUGAUCUGCGAAGAUAAAGAGUUUGAUUCUGUCUUGAAAGCCAUCAUUGCAAUCGCCGACAUUGAGAAAAAUCCCAAGACGUAUGCAAAACAAGAAAAGGGGGACAAGAAGAGUAAAACCCCCCCUCAAAACACAGAAAAAGCAGUGGAAACCAAAACUGAGGUAGUGCCCUCAAAAGAUGCCGUCCUUUAUGUUCCCCGAGGUUCGAAGAAAGGACAAGUAACAUUGAGCCCUCCAAGAAGCUUUGAACUGAACAAAGGAUCUAAAAUGUACGUGCCCAAAGGGACCUAUGCGGAACGGGGGCCAAUAAUUUCACCGAGGCUGAAUGAGCCCGUGAUUAUUGGACGCGCGCCGCAGAGGCCCAUGACAGAUCCUACUACCGUCCCAUGGAAUUAUAACAAGGCGGUAGUAACCUACAAAGGAAAAGAAAUCCUGGGAGGAGUAAAUGAAGCUAACCCAACUGAGAAAUACCUCAACCUGGAGGAGUUGAGUGAUUCUACAAAGAGGCGUUUUCCACCCAAAAAACCCGUCAGUGCCGAGGAAGCGGAAGAGUUUUUCAGGAAAAUGAAAACUGCGGACUACGAGAUAAUUGACCAACUCCGAAAGUCUCCCGCUCAAGUCUCGUUGUUGUCCCUACUGAUGAAUUCAACUGAGCAUCAGAAAGUGUUGAUCAAGACCCUCAACGAAGCUUACGUCCCAAUUGAAACUACCAUAGAACAGCUAGAGAGGAUGGCGGAAAAAUUCUUCAUGAUCAAUCAGAUUUCCUUCAGCAAAAAUGAUCUUCCCCCGGAAGGGUCCGCCCACAAUAAAGCCCUCCACCUAACGGUUAAAUAUGAAGGGUACUAUGUGAAGAGGGUCAUGCUGGAUGGCGGGUCCGGAGUAGAUAUCUGUUCCCUUUCGACUCUGCAAAGAAUGGAGAUCGAGACAGGAAGAAUCAGGCCCAACAGCGUAUGUGUUCGUGCCUUUGACGACAUCAAAAGGGACACCCUAGGCGAGAUCGAUUUGAUUUUGACUAUCGGACCUGUGGAUUUUGAGGUGACCUUUCAGGUUUUGGAUAUGGAUACUUCUUACAAUUUCCUUUUAGGAAGGCCUUGGAUUCAUGCGGCGGAAGCCAUACCUUCUACUCUCCACUAG
Molecule: messenger RNA, 1374 nt
Organism: Nicotiana tabacum (common tobacco)
Lineage: Eukaryota; Viridiplantae; Streptophyta; Magnoliopsida; Solanales; Solanaceae
Source: RefSeq, a predicted model, not a curated record